Molecule: messenger RNA, 2380 nt
Organism: Ctenocephalides felis (cat flea)
Lineage: Eukaryota; Metazoa; Arthropoda; Insecta; Siphonaptera; Pulicidae
Product: protein wech-like
Exons: 7
Coding region: 251-2380 (709 amino acids)
Biological process (GO): proteasome-mediated ubiquitin-dependent protein catabolic process; protein polyubiquitination
Molecular function (GO): ubiquitin protein ligase activity; zinc ion binding; protein binding
Source: RefSeq, a predicted model, not a curated record
CUAAACGAAGUAGUGUAGUUAUAAUGUAAAUUAUUACGAAUAAAUAAUGAAAUGUAAAUAAAUAAAUGUCGGAUAUUAUUUUGUUAUUGUUUUAAAUGUAAAUAAAUGCGUUUUAAGUGUUGUGGAAGACAGUAUAUGCAGCUGGAUUGCAUGGAGAGAAACAGCUUAAUUGUCAAAUUUUUUAUUUCAGAAUAACCAAUAUUUUGAUGAGUCCUAGUGAGUCAUCUACUUACACACCAUUAGCCCUAUAAUGCCUUUCAUGAUAUCGCCUUCAUCCGCGUCCUCGACUUCUGUCGCCCCAACAUCAUAUUUGUCGCCGCGCGACAAAGCCAUCGCACCACCAUCACAUGCCAACUCCCUUAGCCAGAAGACACGACAUUAUGGAGAUCUUUGCAGCCUUGAGUCCAGUUUACACGAUGAUUCUUCAAUGCGUCUUGGAUACUUUACCCAUUCUUUACUGUCUAGUCAUCAACAAUCAUCGCCUUUGACGCCUACAACAAAUUCUCAAUCAAAUAGUACACCCUCAUCAUCCCCACAUACAAGUACUACUUCUGUGGGAAGUUCUUCACUUGGCUCAUCACUGUGUGAAGAUCUUUCUUCAUUAUUACUUCUUGCACCUGGUAGUCCAAAUGGAAAAUUUGAUGAUAAUUCUGAAGAUGAUGAAUUCAGAUGUAGACGUCAUGGAGAAAAGUUGCGAUGCUACUGCGAAACUUGCUCUAGAAGAGUUUGCCAAGAAUGUUCAUUAUGGGAACACAGAGAUCAUAUUUGCCGACCGGUUUCAUCUUCUGUCGUGUCUGAACGCGCUCGUUCACAUUUAAUAGAAUCAAUAGAUGUGGGUAGAUUAGGGACAAAAAUGAUCAAAGGAAGAAUUGAUGAUGCUGUAGCCGUUGCUAAAAGUACUGAAAGACAAGCUGCAGAAACAUGUACUAGAAUACGGAGAUUCUUCAAGCAACUAAUCCAAUCUACUGAAGAAAGAGAGCGUGAAUUACUAGAACGCGUAGAGCGGUUGAAAAAACGCCGCAUGGAUGACUUGGCUGCUCAAAUGGAAUGGUUACGAGGUGCUUUGGCUGGUGUGGCAAUGGCUGUUGAUGACAUGACGAAGGCUGUUGAACAGAACCAACAACGUGAUGUACUUGAUAUCAUGCUGGUGCAUAGUAGAGCUCGGGAAGCUAUCGAUGAACAUAUGGCAACGUAUCAUAAAAUUGAACCCAAAGAAGAAUCACUUGUAUUUGUUACCCCUAACUUUGAAGUGCUGCAGGAUAUCAGACAUUUAGGUGACGUCUUUUCGGCGCCUACAUCUUUAUCCCCCCAUGGCUCUCUCGCAGGUAAAUCGUCACUUCGUGCUCCACCGCGUUACCUGGUUGGUAUGCCAACAGGUUUCUCAAACCCUUCUUCGAGCCAUCCCUCGCCGGGACCUUAUAUCGCCAAAGGUCCUGGACAGUGUAUUCCUGGUUUAAAUACACCAGUUAUCGCCAAAAUGCCGCACAAUCCUCAAAUACCACGCCAUUCUUUUGCAUUAGAUGGCCAUGAAGAUGGUAAGGUAAGCAGACCAUGGGGUCUUUGCGUAGAUGUUGAUGGGAACAUCAUAGUUGCCGACAGGCGUAACAAUCGUGUGCAAAUUUUUACAGCUGACGGUAAUUUUAAGCUAAAAUUCGGGAAAAAGGGGACUGGUCCGGGUGAGUUUGAUUUACCCGCAGGUAUUACGACUGACCCUCAGAAUCGUAUCGUUGUAGUUGAUAAAGAUAAUCAUAGAGUUCAGUUGUUUACUUCUGGGGGCGAGUUUGUUUUAAAAUUUGGCACAUAUGGCAAAGAAUCUGGACAAUUUCAGUAUCCAUGGGAUGUAGCUGUUAAUGCCAAAGGCGAUAUACUAGUCACCGAUUCGCGAAAUCAUCGUAUUCAGUUAUUUACCAGCGAAGGUGUUUUUGUAACCCGCUUUAACUUUGACGGUUCUAAUCACAAUCGUCUUCUUAAAGGUUUGACAACACCACGCGGGGUUUGUUUCAAUCCCCAAGGCGAUAUUAUAGUCUCAGACUUUGAAAAUCAUCGUUUACUUUUGAUAGAUUCCCAAUUAACUAAAAUUUCAGCCAGCCAUGGCUGCGAGGGUGCGGGUGUAAUGGACUUUAGUCGUCCUUCUGGUAUAAUUUGUGAUGAUAAGGGCAAAAUUAUAGUUGCGGAUAGUAAAAAUCAAAGAGUUUUAGUAUUUUCACCUCAAUUAGAAUUUUUGUGGAUGAUAGAUAUUCGCGGAGUUGGUCAUGAUGAAAAAGAUAGACCAUCAGAUGUUGCUCUUACCCCUUAUGGUCAACUUGUGGUGAUGAUUGAAACUUUGCCUGAUUCCAGAGAUAUGUGCAAUGUUAAUAAAACUUUUAUACAAAUAUUUUAA